Molecule: messenger RNA, 204 nt
Organism: Miscanthus lutarioriparius
Lineage: Eukaryota; Viridiplantae; Streptophyta; Magnoliopsida; Poales; Poaceae
Source: the annotation of a GenBank genome assembly
AUGUGCUCCUCCCUCUAUGAAGCUGACAUGCGGAACCCACCUGUCGGCUCCGUCUUCUCCAUGCCCUUGUCCUCUUCCUUGAACUCCGCCGCUGCCUACACCUCCCUGAUGCAAAAUGUCACCUGCAAGAAAAAGGAAACUGAGGACAAAAGUAACCAAAGGGAAUCCAGUCACCUUAACGCUGAUUACCUCGGUUCAAACUAG